Molecule: messenger RNA, 360 nt
Organism: Neurospora tetrasperma FGSC 2508
Lineage: Eukaryota; Fungi; Ascomycota; Sordariomycetes; Sordariales; Sordariaceae
Exons: 3
Coding region: 1-360 (119 amino acids)
Source: RefSeq, a predicted model, not a curated record
AUGGACACUGCGAUUCGGCUCCUUCCGAGAUUGACCCCUGACAAGAGCCUCCCACAGCUGUCAAAUGGUCCCUGUUCAGUUGCCGAGAAGGCAAGGGACCUGACGCCAAGGCGUGGCCUAACCGGGCGAAAAAGUGGAGCUCACCUGCUCAAAUCAUGGAGGACAAAGCGCACAAUUCUAUACAAUGACAUUCUCAUCACAAAGCGGGCUCAGGAAAGAGCCGGGACAAAGAUGGGCUUCAAUCCUGGGUUAGCACAAUGGACUCGGUUACUAAAAAUGGCUGGACAAUGCCGCCUCGAGAUCUCUCUUUCGAAAUACCCUGAUGCCAUCGCCAUGGUGUUCAUCGAACAGCGACACUAG